This is a messenger RNA of Asparagus officinalis (garden asparagus), 2182 nucleotides long. RefSeq names its product transcription factor BIM2-like. Gene Ontology annotation, biological process: DNA-templated transcription. Gene Ontology annotation, molecular function: protein dimerization activity; DNA-binding transcription factor activity. Bases 360 to 1844 code for a protein of 494 amino acids. Lineage: Eukaryota; Viridiplantae; Streptophyta; Magnoliopsida; Asparagales; Asparagaceae. The record is from RefSeq and is a predicted model, not a curated record. The transcript is spliced from 11 exons.
CCUCUCUCUUUGCGCUCGGCAGUUAUAAAGCUGGAGAGGGAUCUCGAUCUACAAUUAGUUUCCGCUUGAGUUUCACUUGAAUUUCGCUGCAUUUAUUCUCUCCCUUCUUUCUUGCCCCGUCUAAACCUAGGGUUUACGGGUCGAAUUAUUCAGAAUUCAGGCGGAUUCUUCGGAUUUUUUCUGCUUUCUGACGUCGAAGAUCUUUCUAAAUUAUGAAUCCAGUUCAUAAAUUAUGAAUCUAGCUGGAAUUUGGCGGCAAAUUCUAUAAUUGUCGAUAUGAUCCAGACGCCUUCGUCGUUUGGCUUCGAUUGUUUGGAUUCUUUUGAAUUCUAGGGUUUCUGAUCUGAAUUCAACACCAAAUGGAGUUCCAAGGUAAAAAAGCUACUCACGAUUUCCUCUCGCUUUACAACAAGGAUUCUUCAAUCCAGCUUCAAGAUUCAAGACCUCCACCUCAAGGGUUUUAUCUCAAGACCCACGACUUCCUCAAACCGCUGGAAAAGCCAGAGGAGGAGGCGGAUCCGGCCCAACAGCCGGGGCCCACGAAUCGCGCGGCGACUGCGGCGCACGUGCUUCCCGGUGGGAUCGGAACAUUCAGCCUAAGCCACGUGCCAGAGAAAGGUUCGCCUGCGGCCGGUGAAGCACAGCUCGUCACGUGCGCUCGUGAACCCGGUGGCGGGCUUCAUGCGGGUGCGGGAUUCGCGCUUUGGGACACGAAGGAGAACGGAUACAGAGGUCACUGGCCAUCGCCUUUCGUCGCCCGCGCCGCCACCAGGAGUCAAUCGGCGCAGGAUAAGAAGAGGUUCAUGGAUUCGGGGUCGAGAUCCAGUAGGGGUUUCGACGAGGAAGACGACGAUGACGAGGAGUUCGGGAAGAGAGAGGGAAUUUCGAGGAAAGUGGAGUUAGCUGUUAAAGUUGAUGGUAAAGGAGGACAUGAUCAGAAGGCGAUGACUCCGCGGUCGAAGCAUUCUGCUACAGAGCAGAGGCGGAGAAGCAAAAUCAAUGAUAGGUUUCAGAUACUUCGGGACCUCAUACCAAAUAGCGAUCAAAAGAGGGAUAAGGCAUCAUUCCUUUUGGAGGUUAUAGAAUAUAUCCGUUUUUUGCAAGAGAAGGUCAACAAAUAUGAGUCUUCAUACCCAGGAUGGAGUGAUGAAAAUGCCAAAUUAACACCAUGGCAGAAUACCAACCAGGUCACAAAAAAUGGUCACAGUCCAGGAUUCAUUUACUCUGUUGAUGACGACAGAGUUCCAGCAGCACCAGGAAUGAUCUCAACUGCUCAGAAUCCCUUAGAAUCCGACACUAGUGCUGGUGGUGUAUUAUAUAAAACUGUGGAAAAUCCUGUUGCCUUUACAAGCAAGGCCUCUUCAGCCCCCAUUCCUUCACAAUUAAAUUAUGCUUCUCUUGAAAGAGAGACUAGUGUUGGCCAGCCUCAGCAGAGGUUGAUCUCAGAUAUAGAUAGCUUAGCUUCUCAGUCACAGUCUCAGUGGUUGAGACCCUCAGGUCCUGUCGAUUGCAGUGAGAGUGGUGAAAUGUCUAAUGAACAAGAGGAGCUGACUAUUGAUGAAGGCACAAUUAAUGUCUCUACUGCUUACUCUCAGAAUAUGUUGAAUGCAUUAAAUCAGGCACUUGCGAGCUCUGGUAUAGAUCUGUCUCAAGCCAACAUCUCUGUACAGAUUAAUCUGGGCAAGCGAGCACCUAGGAGAGCUACUGCCACCACUAUGUCUAGUGCUAAGGAACUUGUUGAUCCCCUAUCUGGAAAUCGAUCAGCUAUCGAUCAUUAUAGAGUUGGGAGCAGCGGUGAGGAAUCAGAACAAGCUCUAAAGAGGCGGAGAUUGGAUAACAGUUGAUCUUCCCUCUUAUUCUCUAGUUCCUAUUCUAUUUUGCCCUCACCUUUGUCUCGGAGGACAAAUGUACAUGAGUUUAAUUAUCUUUGAGACUGAACGUUGGGGGGUAUUCUUUUCACUUUCUGCUUCUAUUGUUUCGUUGAGGCUUCGAUUAGCAAAUUGUGAAGCUGCUUUUGUUUCAGGCUUCCAUUCAUAUGAGAAGUUUCCGUUUCAUGGUGUUCGGUAGUUUCAGAAGUAUCCAUGAGUGUUUCUGUAUUAACUGUUUUAUUCAUGUGGAUUAAUGUUCUCCUAUGUAUACUGGAUUCCUAUUCAUGAUGUAUUAUUGUGUCAUUCUUGGGGAA